Hirundo rustica (Barn swallow) is the source of this 1597-nucleotide messenger RNA. It is a transcript of the gene TUBB3, whose product is annotated as tubulin beta 3 class III. Lineage: Eukaryota; Metazoa; Chordata; Aves; Passeriformes; Hirundinidae. Gene Ontology annotation, biological process: microtubule cytoskeleton organization; mitotic cell cycle; axon guidance. Bases 79 to 1431 code for a protein of 450 amino acids. The transcript is spliced from 4 exons. The record is from RefSeq and is a predicted model, not a curated record. Gene Ontology annotation, cellular component: cytoplasm; microtubule. Gene Ontology annotation, molecular function: GTP binding; structural constituent of cytoskeleton; GTPase activity.
GUGCCGCUCCGCUCCGGUGCCGCUCCGCUCCCGGCCCCAGCCCGCUCCCGUCCCGCUCCGCUCCGGCCCGGCCGCACCAUGAGGGAGAUCGUCCACAUCCAGGCGGGGCAAUGCGGCAACCAGAUCGGCGCCAAGUUCUGGGAGGUGAUCAGCGACGAACACGGCAUCGACCCCAGCGGCAACUACGUGGGGGACUCAGACCUGCAGCUUGAACGCAUCAGCGUCUACUACAAUGAGGCCUCUUCUCACAAGUACGUGCCUCGCGCCAUCCUGGUGGACCUGGAGCCGGGGACGAUGGACAGCGUGCGCUCGGGUGCCUUCGGCCACCUCUUCCGCCCUGACAACUUCAUCUUCGGGCAGAGCGGUGCCGGGAACAACUGGGCGAAGGGGCACUACACGGAGGGGGCCGAGCUGGUGGACUCGGUGCUGGACGUGGUGCGGAAGGAGUGUGAGAACUGCGACUGCCUGCAGGGCUUCCAGCUGACCCACUCGCUGGGCGGGGGCACCGGCUCGGGCAUGGGCACGCUGCUGAUCAGCAAGGUGCGGGAGGAGUACCCCGACCGCAUCAUGAACACCUUCAGCGUGGUGCCGUCCCCCAAGGUGUCGGACACGGUGGUGGAGCCCUACAACGCCACGCUCUCCAUCCACCAGCUGGUGGAGAACACGGACGAGACGUACUGCAUCGACAACGAGGCGCUCUACGACAUCUGCUUCCGCACCCUCAAGCUGGCCACCCCCACCUACGGCGACCUCAACCACCUUGUCUCGGCCACCAUGAGCGGCGUCACCACCUCCCUGCGCUUCCCGGGCCAGCUCAACGCCGACCUGCGCAAGCUGGCCGUCAACAUGGUGCCCUUCCCGCGGCUGCACUUCUUCAUGCCGGGCUUCGCGCCGCUGACGGCGCGCGGCAGCCAGCAGUACCGCGCGCUCACCGUGCCCGAGCUCACCCAGCAGAUGUUCGAUGCCAAGAACAUGAUGGCCGCCUGUGACCCCCGCCACGGCCGCUACCUCACCGUGGCCACCGUCUUCCGCGGCCGCAUGUCCAUGAAGGAGGUGGAUGAACAGAUGUUGGCCAUCCAGAGCAAGAACAGCUCUUACUUUGUGGAGUGGAUCCCCAACAACGUCAAGGUGGCCGUGUGCGACAUCCCGCCGCGGGGGCUGAAGAUGUCCUCCACCUUCAUCGGCAACAGCACGGCCAUCCAGGAGCUCUUCAAGCGCAUCUCGGAGCAGUUCACGGCCAUGUUCCGCCGCAAAGCCUUCCUGCACUGGUACACGGGCGAGGGGAUGGACGAGAUGGAGUUCACCGAGGCCGAGAGCAACAUGAACGACCUGGUGUCCGAGUACCAGCAGUACCAGGACGCCACGGCCGAGGAGGAGGGCGAGAUGUACGAGGACGACGAGGAGGAGUCGGAGGCGCAGGGCGCCAAGUGACGCCCGACGCCGCCCCCCGACACUGCCCGCAGCCCCCCCGGCUUCGCGCUGCUGCAGCCCCCCGGUGCUGCUCCCCCCGCCGUCCCCUCAGUGUCUCCUGACCCCAUUCCCCCCUGAGCCGGCUCGGCCCCUCGCCCCCCCUUCCUACCUCCCCCCUUUUCGUUUU